This is a messenger RNA of Neltuma alba, 1566 nucleotides long. Its product is annotated as probable pectate lyase 18. Gene Ontology annotation, molecular function: pectate lyase activity. Bases 42 to 1250 code for a protein of 402 amino acids. The transcript is spliced from 4 exons. Lineage: Eukaryota; Viridiplantae; Streptophyta; Magnoliopsida; Fabales; Fabaceae. The record is from RefSeq and is a predicted model, not a curated record.
CUCUUCACCUCACAACCACACACACAUUCCUCUGUUUCAAAAUGACUCCUACCUUCUUCUUCCUCUGUUUUCUCCUCAUCCCAACCCUCAUUUCCUCUUCCCCUUUCCACGACCCUGAAUCCAUCGUCCAAGAGGUCAAUAGGAAAAUCAAUGCCUCGGUCGCUAGGCGGAAUUUAGGUUACCUGUCGUGUGGGACUGGCAACCCUAUCGACGAUUGCUGGAGGUGCGAUCCAAAUUGGGAGAAGAACAGGCAGAGGCUGGCUGAUUGUGCUAUAGGGUUCGGGAAGAACGCCAUUGGCGGGAGAAACGGUAGGAUUUACGUGGUGACCGACGCCGGCGACGACGAUCCGGUGAAUCCCCGGCCGGGUACUCUCCGGUACGCCGUCGUUCAAGACGAGCCGUUGUGGAUUAUUUUCGCGAGGGACAUGGUGAUUCAGUUGAAGGAGGAGCUGAUCAUGAAUUCCUUCAAGACCAUCGAUGGACGAGGCGCGAGCGUGCACAUUGCGGGUGGGCCCUGCAUAACGAUCCAGUACGUAACCAACAUUAUAAUUCAUGGAAUUCACAUACACGACUGCAAGCAGGGAGGGAACGCUAUGGUGAGGAGCUCCCCACGGCACUACGGCUGGAGAACCGUAUCGGACGGCGACGGCGUUUCAAUCUUCGGAGGAAGCCACGUGUGGGUAGAUCACUGCUCGUUGUCGAAUUGUAAGGAUGGUUUGAUCGAUGCUAUUAUGGGGUCCAGCGCCAUAACCAUUUCCAACAAUCACAUGACGCACCAUGAUAAGGUCAUGCUACUGGGUCAUAGCGAUUCUUAUACGCAAGACAAGAACAUGCAAGUCACCAUCGCUUUUAACCACUUUGGAGAAGGCCUCGUUCAAAGAAUGCCGAGAUGCAGACUUGGAUACUUCCAUGUGGUGAACAAUGACUACACUCACUGGGAAAUGUAUGCCAUUGGAGGAAGCGCUAACCCUACCAUCAAUAGCCAAGGCAACAGAUUCGCGGCACCCGAUAACAGAUUCAGCAAAGAGGUGACAAAGCAUGAGGAUGCCCCAGAGAGCGAAUGGAGGGGCUGGAAUUGGAGAUCAGAAGGGGACUUGUUGCUAAACGGUGCGUUUUUCAGAUCAUCAGGUGCUGGAGCCUCCUCUAGCUACGCAAGGGCUUCUAGCUUGAGUGCCAGACCAUCUUCUCUUGUGGGUCCCCUCACCUCCGGUGCUGGCACCCUCACCUGCAGAAAGGGUUCGCGCUGCUGAUCAUUAUCACAUAAAAGAAAAGAGAGGGAAUUCAACAAGAAGUUAUAUCUCUAGGAUUGACUCCAAUUCCCUCCAUUCUUUUUUUUUUUUUUGGUUUUCCCUUAAUGUUUUCUAGAUUGCUUUUCUUUUGCAAUGUUUGUUUGCUUUGAUUUGCUCUGUAAUGUCUCAAGAUUACAACCUCGGCCUGUGACUCUUAGAUCCAAAUCAUCUGGGGGAAGUUAAUGAUGGUCUAAGAGGAAACAAGUGCAGAAGAGUUGAUACUAAUAUCAAUGUACUACCAAUACACGAAAUUACAUAUAUUUGUAGAUGCAUGAAA